AUUAACCCGACAUUGUCAAGUUUGUUGAUGUUAUUACGUACUGACACAGUCACAUUUAUCAAUGCUGACUGAGAGUCUUUUCAAAACACUCGGACAUUACGUCAGCCACGGUCGUUUACAUGACGCCUUCAAAGCAUUUUCUCUCAUUCGUCUUCAGUCUUCUUCAAGUGAUCUCCUUUUGCAAUCCGCAGCUUCCCUUUUAUCCGCCUGCGUCGAAGUUCGUUCACUUUCUUCAGGGCUGCAAGUUCACGCUCAUUGUGUUUCCUCUGGUGUUGAAUAUGACCCUGCUUUAGUCCCAAAGCUGGUUACUUUUUACUCUUCCUUUAACCUCCACAGUGAAGCUCAGUCAAUUACCGAGAACUCAGGCAUUUUGCAUCCCUUGCCUUGGAAUGUACUCAUCGGUUCGUAUGCCAAGAACGAGAUUUUCGAGGAGGCUAUUGCUGCUUACAAGAGAAUGGUGAGCAAGGGAAUUACACCCGAUGCCUUCACUUAUCCCUCUGUUCUCAAGGCAUGUGGUGAAACACUAGAUUUUGCGUCUGGAAGGGUGGUUCAUGGAUCUAUCGAGGUUAGCUCUCACAAGGGUAGCGUGUAUGUCUGCAAUGCGUUGAUCUCUAUGUAUAAAAGGUUUGGAAACGUGGGUGUUGCUAGGAGGUUGUUUGAUAUGAUGUCUGAAAGAGAUGCUGUCUCGUGGAAUGCAGUGAUAAGCUGUUAUGCUUCGGAAGGCAUGUGGAGUGAAGCGUUUACGCUUUUCGAUCAGAUGUGGUUUUCAGGUGUAGAAGUCAGCGUCAUAACUUGGAAUAUUGUUUCCGGAGGUUCUUUGCAAACAGGAAACUAUGCAGGAGCUUUGAGUUUGGUCUCUAGGAUGAGAAGUUUCCCCACAGGGUUAGACCACGUGGCUGUGAUUAUUGGCUUGAAGGCUUGCUCGCUCUUAGGAGCAAGACGGUUGGGGAAAGAGAUUCACUGUCUUGCAAUUCGCUGUUCUUACGAUGGGAUUGACAAUGUUCGAAACACGUUGAUCACAAUGUACUCGAAAUGCGACGACCUUAGGCACGCUUUUACAGUGUUUCAACAGAUUGAGGACAAGAGUUUGAGUACUUGGAACUCUAUCAUUUCCGGUUAUGCGCAAGUGAACAGAUCAGAAGAAGCUUCUCACCUUUUCAGGGACAUGAUGCUCCAUGGCCUACAUCCAAAUUCUGUGACGCUUGCAAGCAUUCUCCCUCUUUGUGCUCGGGUUGCAAACCUACAACACGGGAGAGAGUUUCACUGCUACAUCCUGAGGCGCGAGUGCUUCAAGGACUAUACAAUGCUAUGGAACUCUCUCGUAGAUGUUUAUGCAAAAUCAGGAGAAAUUGUAGCUGCACAGCGAAUAUCUGAUUCGAUGAAGGAAAGAGACGAGGUAACAUACACUUCCUUGAUAGAUGGAUAUGGAAAUCAAGGUGAAGGGCGAGUUGCAUUGGCUCUGUUCAAAGAGAUGAUCAUGUCCGGUAUUAAACCUGACCAUGUAACCAUGGUUGCUGUUCUGUCAGCAUGCAGUCAUUCCAAGUUAGUCCAUGAAGGUCAAAGGCUGUUCAGGAAGAUGCAGUGUGAGUAUGGCAUACGUCCUUGUCUUCAACACUUUUCUUGUAUGGUUGAUCUCUAUGGCAGAGCAGGUCUCCUGGGGGAAGCCAUGGAUGUAAUUCAAAGAAUGCCAUAUGAGCCGUCUAGUGCCAUGUGGGCUACUUUGCUAAACGCUUGCCACAUCCACGGGAACACAGAGAUUGGUGAAUGGGCGGCGGAAAAGCUCCUGGAGAUGAAGCCUGAGAAUCCGGGGUACUAUGUGUUGAUUGCAAAUAUGUACGCAGCUGCUGGUUCUUGGAGCAAGCUUGCUGAAGUGAGGAGUUUUAUGAGGGACUUGGGUGUGAAAAAGGCUCCUGGGAGUGCUUGGAUUGACACAGGUUCUGGGUUUAUACUGUUCUCGGUGAGGGACGCAUCAAGCCCUCGAGCGUGUGAGACAUAUCCCCUGUUAGAUGGUCUGAAUCAGCUGAUGAAAGACGCUGCUGGUUGUGCCAUCAAUGAGGAGCAGAGUUCAGAUGAAGAACUUCUUCAAGAAGUAGGAUGAAAAUGAUGGA
Molecule: messenger RNA, 2108 nt
Organism: Brassica oleracea var. oleracea
Lineage: Eukaryota; Viridiplantae; Streptophyta; Magnoliopsida; Brassicales; Brassicaceae
Product: pentatricopeptide repeat-containing protein At1g71490
Exons: 1
Coding region: 62-2098 (678 amino acids)
Biological process (GO): RNA modification
Molecular function (GO): protein binding; RNA binding
Source: RefSeq, a predicted model, not a curated record